GCGUGGGCGUGGCGCCACUCGUCAUGAUGUUAGGUAGCUGGGCGCCUCGAUACAGCAGUGUGAGGAAGUUCGGCGGCCAUUCCACUGGCUGCCCCUGCCUUAGCUAUUCACUGCGUGGGCCCGACAUUUCGGUGGCCGCGAAGGGGCUGCCAAUAUGGCGGCCUUCGUGGCCAGCAUUUGGAAGGAUUAUGUAUGAAGGUCAAGCUUUGCCAGAUGAUGACACAGUUUUCUGCAAUGAUAGUUUGAAUUGGAACCCGGCCAGCUGUGGCAGCGGUAGCUACAAUGAGCUGUACAGCAGUGGAAAUUUUUAUUGUAACCGGCUGGCAAACGCAGAUUGCAAGCUGGCCUGUCGCGAACAACGGCCGCACUUCGAUGGACCUCCUGCAGACACCCCCGGCUCCUCGCCCGCAUCAUUUCUGGAACGAGCGGAUGGUGGUGUUUUCUCCCGUGCCAAAGGCUGGGGUGAGGAGGCCACUUCAAAUCGAAAUCCAUGAAAGGGGCUAGCAGUGGAUGGCCGAAGCCAAGUACUUAUUUCAAAAGCCAGCCUGUCUUUCAAUUUAAGUGUUUUUAUAUUUUGCUUCUUUAUGUUGAUGCUGACGCUGAGAUGAUGAAGUCGCGUCCUUCCAAUUAGUAGUAGGCGCACCUCCAACAUGUUCUUGAUGUUGAGGUGGUGAAGUCGCGUUGAGAAAGAGAGCUCCACUUUCAGUAAAGACUAGAAACGCCUCAGACAGAUCAAGCAAAAAGUAAAACAGCCAUAUUUUAUGAGCUCAAUUCUUACCAAUAAAAAGUAACCACAACUAGGUAAAUCUCGACGAGGUGCAAUGAAGAAGACGCCGGCCAGAAAUUUGAUAUUAACACCGUGUUGCGCCGCCGGGUGAAUUCGUGAAGUGGGUGAGAUGCAUGGCUACGACCUUAUCGCGCUUCAAGGGUUUAUUUGGGUUUCAGGAUUUUAUUUGUCGUUUUCAUCUUACAAUUAAUUUUUUUUUCGGAUUAGCGCUUUUAUGUUUUCUCUGUCGCCCAGGGAUUCGAUUUUAAUGUUCUUUUGCGCAACGAGCCUUCUAUUUGAUUUUGGCAAAUUGAAAUUUGUCAACAUAUGAAAAACGUGGCUAGCUUCUAGCUUUUUUCGAGGUGAAAACAAGGAGGAGUCUUGAGGUACCUUCACUUGAUAUUCCAACCAUACAGCAUCUUCAUCAAGCAGGGCUGCUAUACUAUCCAGUUUGAUCUUGUUCCACGUCCACCAAAACAAAACUUAUUUGAGCUCCACCAGUUUCACUUUCUUUAUCUUUUAUUCUUUGCCUAAGGUCAAGGUUCCUAUAAUAUACGCAACGUGCACAAAAUAAGUUCGGCACGAAAAGCGUCACGCCAGGACGCAGUUUUAAAUAUCGUGUCAUAACUUGCGUUUCUGUUUUCAUCUGACUGUGCUAUGCAAACACAUCCUUUCAACCCGAACAAACCUCUCCAAGAAUUCAUGCUAGAGACAUCGUCGGGCCUGCAUUCGAAGUUUUGCGUUUCGAAACCUGAGCUGCGCCUUCUAGAAAUUGAAACGAACAUGCGUGGACCCCGCGUAUUUUCUUUCAACUUUUACUCCUGUCGCCAUGAAGAAAAUAAAGGCGAGCAGCCAGUUCUCGGCACCACGGUAAUUCUGACAAUUAUGACACGAUAGCAGCUAGCAUUAGCA
Molecule: messenger RNA, 1678 nt
Organism: Amoebophrya sp. A120
Lineage: Eukaryota; Dinophyceae; Syndiniales; Amoebophryaceae
Source: the annotation of a GenBank genome assembly